GUAGCGUAUAGCAGACUAAUAAUAGUCGGAACAAUGCAGUCCCUUUUACUAUUGUUCUGCCUCUCAUCACUUUACAUCUGCCUACAAUGUGUCAACUCACAACCAUCAAGUCCAGAACUUCAGAAAAUACUUAAAAUGCACAAUGAUUACCGGCAUAGAGUGAUGAAUUGUGAAUUGCACAAUCAACCACCGGCUAAAUAUCUUCCAGAUCUUCAAUGGGAUAAUGAUCUUGCCUACUAUGCACAACUAUUAGCCGACCGAUGUGUAUUCGAACAUGACGAGGUUAAAUUGCCUCAAUAUGAACGUGUUGGACAAAAUAUAGCCAUUUAUUGGACUAUAGAAAAAGGUGUAGACGCAUGGUUCGAUGAGUAUAAGCAUUACGAUUAUUAUACAGGGUACUGUGGUUAUGUGUGUGGACAUUAUACACAGAUGGUCUGGCAGAAAACUACACACGUUGGAUGUGGUCUGAGAAAUUGUACACAAUAUUUAGGUUAUCUGGGAUUAUCUAUCAUUUGUAAUUACGGUGAAGGUGGUAAUUGGGGAAACGACAAGCCUUACGAAACAAAACCACGAAGUGAAUGUGGUAAAACACCGGCUCCAGUUCGAACAACACCAAAGCCAACUGUCACCACCACCACCACCACCAAGAAACCAACAGUGACACCAAGUCGAAAGCCAUCUGCUCCAAAGAAGACACCGAAACCCGAUUGGGCAACAAUUAUAUCCACCUGGAGUAAAUAUGCUACUACUCAGCGUCUCCAAGGAGCUGUCACACAAACUUGUGUUUGUGUUAACUAAAAACAAGCAUUCAUUGGAUAAUGUG
Messenger RNA from Trichobilharzia szidati, 823 nucleotides. Lineage: Eukaryota; Metazoa; Platyhelminthes; Trematoda; Strigeidida; Schistosomatidae. The record is from the annotation of a GenBank genome assembly.